UGCUGGUUAUCUCGUACUUAGUACUUGAGUGUGGAGUUUGGAGUCUGCCCUCCCCUCCGAUAAAACAUAAUAGGAGAAGCUUGGACUUGCUUUGCCUUUCUUUUUGGCCCUUUGCUGCUUCUCCAGCCACUGACUCUGACUCUGGGUCUUUUUUUUUUUUUUUUUUUUCGGUGUGUGUGUGUGUGUGUCGGUUUUGAUUCACCUGGCCGCAGAGAGAGGACGCACAAUGUUAACUCUUGUUGUGUUUUUGCUUUGUGUAGGCUCCUCUGUCUCAGCUUCUACAAAAGGUGGUGCUGCUGGGCCCCGUCUGAACAACAACCAGCUGUACAAAUUCAGCUACACCACUGAGGUGCUGGUGGACAAGGCCAGGGGGUCAAAAGAGGGCAGUGCUGGCUACAGGAUCUCAAGUGAUGUUGAUGUCAACCUAGUGUGGCGAGAUCCCAGCAGCAAGGACGACCAGCUGAUUCAAGUGGCGAUCUCAAAUGUGAGGCUGGAGCCUGUGUCCCGUCGAUCUGAGAAGAAGAACGUCCUUCAUGGAUCGACAACUGAAAGCGUUUUGGGGAAGACCAAACUGGCAGCUCUGACAAAACCUUUCUUGGUGCAUCUUAGAAAUGGGAAGACAAAAGCAUUUUAUUCCUACUGGGCUGAACCUGCAACCGUCAAGAACCUAAAACGAGGGCUGGCCAGCUUGCUGCAAGUGCAGCUCAAUACUGGGAAGGUUAUAGAGAAUGACGUGUCUGGAAGGUGCACAGUUGAGUACAAGGCAGCAAAAGGUCAAGUGACAAGAACCAAGCUCCUGGAGACAUGUAAAACUGCAGAGACUGGAUUCACCACGCACAGUCAGGUCUUGGGUGUGAGCAGGAAGUCCAGUUCUGUUACGGUGUUCACGCUCGAGGACGGUUUUAUCCACUCAGCCGUGGCUGAAGAAAAGCACUCAGUGGGUGUUAACGCUCGCAACUCUGCUGCAGCUAAAGUCGUGUCAAGGCAAACCCUCACGCUGGUGGGCACAGAGGCCGGACCACUGGAGGCUGCUGGGAAAGAUGUCUCUGGGGUUGUCAAGUCAGUUGAUGCUAAACUGGCAGCUGUUGGUAUCGUGGCUGAGAAGGUCAAAACCCAAUGCAAGGGUUGUCCAUCACUUUUUGAACAUUGGCAAGCUCAACAGAAGCAGCUGGAGCCAGCGAGCCUGUCCAAAGCCACGGCUCCUCGCAGCUUCCUGGCCCUCAUCCAGAGCAUUAGGAAGGCGUCCAAGGACGAGAUCCUCAAAGUGCUGAAGAGUGCCAGCAAGACAUCUCUACCUCAGGUGGUGGAUGCUGUGACCUCCUCCCAGACUGCUGCAUCCCUGGAUGCCAUGCUUCAAUUCCUCAACUUCACCGAUGCUAAAGGUUUGGUCCUGCAGGAGAGAUUCCUCUACGCAUGUGGCUUUGCUUCACAUCCCAACGAGAGAAUGCUCCAGGCUCUGCUGGACAUUUCCAAGGGAAAGAUCAGCAGCACUGACAUUAAAGAGUCUGUGGUGAUCAUUAUGGGAGCCCUGGUCCACAAACUGUGUCAGAAAGGAGGGUGCAACUUACCAACAGUGGUGAAGGUGAAGAAGCUGAUUUUGGACGGUCCCGACAGCACACAGGAUGAGUCCGAGGUCCAGAUGUAUCUCCUGGCUCUGAAAAACUCACUGCUCCCUGAGGCCAUUCCCAUCUUUACCAAAUAUGCAGAGUCAGAGGUUGGAGCUUACAACACCAUCUCUCUCACCGCCCUGCAGAGAUACGAUAUCAAGCUCAUGACAGAUGAGGUAUGCCAGAGUUAACAUUUUGUGAACAGGGUUUACCACCAGAAUCGACGGAUCUACGAGAAAAACGUGAGAGCUGCCGCUGCUGACGUCAUCCUCAGUAGCAACCCUUCAUACAUGGAGGUCAAGAAUCUGCUUCUGUCCAUUGGAAACCUGCCCCAUGAAAUGAACAAGUACAUGCUGUCGAAGAUCCAGGACAUCCUCCACUUCCAGCUGCCUGCCAGCAAAGUCAUACGCCAAGCUAUGAGGGACAUGAUUUCCCAUAACUAUGAUCGAUUUGCAAAAGUUGGGUCAUCAUCUGCGUUCUCAGGAUUCAUGGCACAAUCUGCUGAUGUGACCUCUACGUACAGUUUGGACAUCCUGUACUCAGGCUCUGGCAUCCUGAGGAGAAGCAACAUGAAUAUUUAUGGUGCUAGUAAAGGAGCAAUGCUACAUGGACUACAGGUGGCAAUCGAGGCCCAGGGUCUUGAGUCACUGAUUGCUGCCACACCUGACGAGGGGGAGGAAAACCUGGAGUCGUUCGCUGGGAUGUCAGCUCUGCUGUUCGAUGUCCAGCUGAGGCCCGUCACCUUCUUCAAGGGUUACAGCGACCUCAUGUCCAAAAUGUUCUCCAUGACUGGGGAGCCUAUGAACGUGGUGAAAGGUCUCAUCCUGCUAACUGAUCAUUCUGAGGUCAUCCAGCUUCAAUCUGGUCUGAAGGCGAGUACAGAGUUUCAAGGAGGUUUAGCCAUUGAUAUUUCUGGAGGCAUGGAGAUCAGUCUGUGGUACAGAGAGUCCAAGACCAGCGUCAACAAUAGAGGAGCACUGGUGGUCACUGGUAACAUUACUGUGGACAUGGACUUCAUGAGAGCGGGCGUAGAGGUCAGCUUUGAAACAGAGGCAUCCCUGGAUUUCAUCACCACUGUCCAGUUCUCGGAAUAUCCCUUCUUGGUGUGCAUGCAGAUGGACAAAACCACUUUCCCCUUCAGUGAAUAUGUGACCAAAUAUGAGAGCCUGUCAUCAGGCAGGAACGUUGUGUCGCGUAGGAGCAAGAAGCAGCUGGUCCCUGGCUCUGAAUUCCCUCUUCACCAGGAGAACUCAAACAUGUGCAAGAAGGUUUUCGACUCCAGCUGGUAGAGAUAGAGUGAACUCUCCAGGAGCGAGUCUUCUCUAUACUAAUGGGCAGGUUAUUGUAACUCAGUUCAUUGAGAGUUCAUUGCAUUCAGGGACAGCUGUCACACCUCAGCCUUAAGCAGUGAAUGACUGUGAGAGAGAAAAUUGGUGAAUGUUUUUUUUUUUUUUUUUUUUAAAGAAGACAUGCAAUGUUUACAUUCCUGUGAGUAUUUAAGUCAUUUUAAUUUGACGUUUUGUUUGAAAUCAGGAAUUCUUACAUUGUCUUUUUAUGGAUUUCUUUGAAAAUUUAUUUAUGACGGGCACAUAAGGAUGUAUGUUUUAUUUGAUGCAUAAUACUCAGCACAAAUAGUACCACUGUAAUUUUCCCCAACACAGUUACAGUAAAGCCAUAUAUGUAAAUAUCACACUGGAGGCGGUGGAUUAACUUUCCCAUUAACAGAAACGCUCCUUUCACUCAACAUUCCUUUGUUUUUUAAUUAAAUGUGUUUACUACAAAGGAGCAAUUUAUUGUUUUAUGUCACACUUGAAAUAACUUAUGUACUGGAAUAAUGAUUAGCCAUUAAUUCCAUCGUUUAUAAUCAUGUUGGUGAUUUGUUAAUUGCUCCUACAGAGAAGUGUGUGUAUUGUCUUUACAUUGAUGAAAAUCACACUUGUAAAAGUGAAUCUGAAUAUAUUUUUUUUUGUACGUGGCUGUAAUUGCUAAAAAUGCUUGGGCAAGGCAAAGACUUUUGAGCGACUUUGAAUUUGUGUUUCCAUAUUUAGGGAUCACUCUGUUGGAUUUGUAAUUGGCUGACAUUAAAUGUGAACUGGAAACACUGUG
Messenger RNA from Lates calcarifer (barramundi perch), 3713 nucleotides. It is a transcript of the gene mttp, whose product is annotated as microsomal triglyceride transfer protein. Gene Ontology annotation, cellular component: Golgi apparatus; basolateral plasma membrane; endoplasmic reticulum. Gene Ontology annotation, biological process: lipoprotein metabolic process; cholesterol homeostasis; lipid transport. Lineage: Eukaryota; Metazoa; Chordata; Actinopteri; Centropomidae. The record is from RefSeq and is a predicted model, not a curated record. Gene Ontology annotation, molecular function: lipid binding.